GCCGACAGUGGCGAGCGGCUGCUGCAGAGUCAGGCUGGUGGUCCUGACAGGUUCGCUCGCCCUUCCGUCGGGGCCCGUCAGCACAGCCCUGUCGCUUCUGUCACCAGCAGCGGGGCCGACAUGUGCCUAUGACCAUGGAGAUGAAGGACUCGGGCAGCGUAGUCCUCACAGCCUACCAUCCCCACAGCCCGGCCAGGAUACCGGCCAUGGAGCAGAGCUUUCUACAGGAUAUCCCUCCCAGCCAUUCACCCGCCAGCAGAAAGUCCCUCUCUCGUUGUCGAAGAAUUAACAGGAUGCUUUCAAAUGAGUCAGCUCCUCCUCCUACAUUCAGUCGCUCCAAUUCGCAGGCCUCCAUGGACAGCACUUCCAUGGAGGACUUUUGGUGUGAAGUGGAGAGCAUCAAGGAGAGCAGAGAAGAUGGAUCUGAAGAAGCAACAGUCUUGGAGUUCAAACCUGCUGAUGAAGGGGAACUGGAGGCAGAAUGGCUGCAAGAUGUAGGUUUAUCUACGUUGAUCUCUGGAGCUGAAGAGGAGGAUGGCCAAGCUCUGCUGUCCACUCUGACCAGGACUCAAGCUGCUGCCGUACAGAAGAGGUACAACACCUACACUCAGACCCUGAGGAAGAAGAACAAGCACACAGUCCGGGAUGUGCGAGACAUCUUUGGCACCAAUGACUCUUCUCUCACAUUUGAGACAGUUCCAGUGCCACCAGUUCCUUCUAACGGUAUCCAGCUCCCUGGGCAGAAGGCAGUUUGGAAAUCAGUUACCUCUAAUAGCUGUCUAGACUGUGGACUAGAUAAAGGCAGCCCAUCCGUAACAGAAGAGCUCUCUUAUGAGGUCUCUUUCUCAGAAUCCAUUACAGUCCUUCCAAAAACCCAAGAGUGGCCAAAAAAUCAGAGGUUCAAAAAAGAAGACUCGGCUUUGCCUAAAUUCGUUGUUCGGAAAAGCCGGUUUGGACUGACAGAGGUCGGAGACCUCUCCCCUGAAGACAUGAAGAAGAUCCGCUACCUCUCCCUGAUUGAGCUAACAGCCUUCUACGAUGCGCUGGGGGUGGAACUGAAGAGGAACCGUGCAGAGAGAGUGCGGGGACGAGAGAAUGGUCUUUUCGGAGUCCCUCUCACUGUGCUGCUGGAGAACGAUCAAAAGAAGGUUCCUGGAAUAAAAGUUCCCCUUAUCUUCCAAAAAUUGCUGCUCAAGCUUGAGGAAACAGGUUUGGAAACUGAAGGAAUUCUACGGGUUCCUGGAUCUGCCUCCAGAGUCAAGAAUCUCCAUCAAGAACUUGAGGCAAAAUUUUACGAAGACACUUUUGACUGGGACCAAGUACGAAAUAAUGAUGCAGCGGGACUGCUGAAAAUGUUUAUCAGAGAACUCCCAAGCCCACUCUUCACAGUAGAAUAUCUGCCUGCUUUUAUCACGCUAGUGGAAAAAAUCUCCAAGAUCAAGUUACAGCUACAAGCUUUGCAUCUGUUGAUCAUGCUGCUGCCUGAAGCCAACAGAGAUACAGCCAAGGCCUUUCUUCAGUUCCUGAAGAAGGUGGUUGCUAAUGAAGGGAAAAACAAGAUGAAUUUGUGGAAUGUUUCUAUGAUUGUUGCACCAAACCUCUUCAUCUACAAAGGGAAACGUGCAAACCAACAAGAAAUGCAAGCAGCUGCCACCACAGCACACAUCGUGCGGCUGUUAAUUCGGUACCAGGACAUUCUGUGGACAGUCCCAUCUUUCCUGAUUUCCCAAGUGAGAAAAAUGAAUGAGGCAGCGAUGAACAACAGCAAGAGACAGCUGAUGUUUGACAAAGGAGUGAGAAAACUUCUGAGGAGAAAGACCAUGGAACGGGAGAGACCUGAAAGACCAGAGGGAGCUGUCACUUUUCCCCCAUACCUGCAGUCUGACAUACCCGAGGGGGUGAUAAGAGUUUAUGCUCCACUGCAUUCAAAAGUCUCUAUGGCAAUUCAGCUCAACAGUCAAACAAAAGCCAAAGACAUCCUGGCUCGAUUCCACUGUGAAAACAGCCGUGGAUCAUCACAGAAUAUGAGAGGCCAGAUCCAAAGUUUACAUGAAAUUGGAGGAAAUAUAGGUCAGCACUGCUUGGAUCCAGAUGCGUACAUGUUAGAUGUCUACCGUGCAAAUCCUCAGGCAGAAUGGGUGAUAAAACCAAAAGCGAGCUGAAGCAGAAGGCUGCAGUGUACUGGACAAAAGCCAAAUGGACAAGAAUGAUGCCUGCCAUUUUAAGAAGCUCUUGCAGAGAAAAAACGGUAGCUACAGGACAUCAUUCCUUCCUACUGUACUGUCCAACUGAUGGUCAGCACAUACUACUUUUGGUAUUCCAGAUUCUGACCAUCAGGAAAAUAUCACAUCAGUUAUACUUUCAUAUGGAUUACACUUGUGCCAGUUGGCCCAGGAAUUGAGGAGGACAGACCAAGGUACGGUGUGCAGAAAACAACCUGUCACAUACAAGUUGUUCGUUUCCUGACCUGGU
Manacus vitellinus (golden-collared manakin) is the source of this 2472-nucleotide messenger RNA. It is a transcript of the gene ARHGAP28, whose product is annotated as Rho GTPase activating protein 28. Gene Ontology annotation, molecular function: GTPase activator activity. The record is from RefSeq and is a predicted model, not a curated record. Gene Ontology annotation, cellular component: cytoplasm. The coding region runs from base 129 to 2162 and encodes 677 amino acids. The transcript is spliced from 15 exons. Gene Ontology annotation, biological process: signal transduction; regulation of actin filament polymerization; negative regulation of stress fiber assembly. Lineage: Eukaryota; Metazoa; Chordata; Aves; Passeriformes; Pipridae.